GAUAUAUGUGGAUGCAUGUGGUAUUCCGGAAACUUUGAAACUUUUUCCGGAAAGUUUAUUUGUGCGUGGUGUUCACACGCGUACCUUCCCAGUCAUUGGCUAGAAUGGUCCCACCUGAUCUUGCAUGUCUUCAUUCCUUGAGCACAUGUAUUUCCAGUGUUAGAGUGGUCACUCGGCUCUCUUGUCAAUAUAAUAAAUAAUCUUUGCUUUAGGUCAUGUGUAUGAGUGGGCUCGUCUUUAAAUGACCCGCCUAGUUCCUGUUGAAAUUCUAAAGGUGAUUGGCUACGCUCUGUGAGGGUGGAUUUCAUUGACGCAUUCCGUUUGAACAAUAAAUAGAGCGAACAAGACUCCUUCCAGUUCACAGGUCUGAGAAGACGCAUGAAGAAGUUCUUGCUUCAACAGUGAUUGAACGGAACUCCUCUGCCUUCGUCCCGCAUUAUAGAACAUUACGGAUUGAUGACAGAACGCUUUCUUGAACUGUGUUGAUAAUGGGAUAUGUAGAUAGGGCGAGUCGGUCAAGGAUCGACUCGGACAAGGUGGUCAAUUAUAUGACAAGCGACAGGUUUAUUCAGAGUAAAGAUAUCUGGUACAGCGUAUAUACGGGCCCCUCUGCUAGCUCAUCAGAGACUAGCAGAAGGAACCCUGCUAACAGUGAGUACAAGCUUCAUAUACAGAACAGAAAGUAGGUUGAUUUCUAGGAGAUCGGAUCUUCGGAUUGGAUCAGGCUGGGGUGUAGUCAUCCGGCAUUGGCUCAGUUGUCUGUCCAUCAUCGUAGAAUCCUGCCAUGCCUGUUCUUGGUCGUCACACCAUGGUCAGCUGAAAAGGAGAUUUGAAUCUGCCGAGAUGGAGUCUCAGAUCCGCCAGAACUAUCACCACGAUUGCGAAGCUGCCAUCAACCAGAUGAUCAACUUGGAGAUGUUUGCCUCCUACACCUACACCUCAAUGGCUUUCUAUUUCUCCCGUGACGAUGUGGCUCUGCCUGGCUUCGCGCAUUUCUUCAAGGAGAACAGCAACGAGGAGCGGGAGCACGCGGAGAAGCUACUCUCCUUCCAGAACAAGAGAGGUGGACGCAUUUUACUCCAGGACAUCGAGAAGCCAGAACGUGAUGAGUGGGGCAAUGGGCUGGAGGCCAUGCAGCAUGCUCUGCAGCUGGAGAAGAAUGUGAACCAGGCCCUGCUGGACCUGCACAAGAUUGCCUCUGACAAGGUUGACCCCCAUCUGUGUGACUUCCUGGAGACCCAUUACCUGAAUGAGCAGGUGGAGGCCAUUAAGAAGCUGGGAGACCACAUCACCAACCUCACCAAGAUGGAUGCUGUCAACAACAAGAUGGCAGAGUACCUGUUUGACAAGCACACCCUGGGAGGCCAGAGCUAAACCACUUUCAUCCCAAGACUAUGGUCUCCAGCCUCAGACCAGGACUCCUGACUUCUCUGCUAGAACCUACUGGCUUUGCAUUUAUAGGGAGGGGAGAGUGUUGCACUGGUUUAGUGCAACACUGCUGUUACAUUGAGAUGUUUCUGUUGACCACAAUACUGUAUUUUGGAGGCAAGGCUUCUUGUGAAACAAUUAAAAAAGAUCACUAAAGUUUGUUGCUGUUUUCUAAGUGUUGACCUGUAGUAAUGGAUGUUGUAUCAGUCUAUUGAGGUUCUUUGCUCAUUUACUGAGCAUCUUCAUACCAGUGAUAAACACUGACAAUUGUAGACCUACUAGUGGCUGAGGGUCAUAACAAUAGAAGUUUAACAAGAGUUUAAUAAAGGAUGUAACCUCUUACCACAGAGGGUCCUUUACCGUACCUUGUAAUAGUGCCAUGUCAAGUAAGGGCCAAAAUGUGAACUCUAGGUCCUUAGGAUUGAAAUGGUUACCUACAGUUGAUGUAGUCCUUUACUGUGCAUCACAAGUUUAUUAGACAGCCUAGAGGUCAAUCAAAACUGUUAGCCAGCUGUUAUGGCACAUUUCUCUAGUGAUUGGAAGUUCGGCUUUUACUGAUACAAAUCUGUACUCAUUCGGUUUAUUUCAGUUGAAUGCCCACUAGUUCCCCUACAGCAAAUUAUGAACUGUAUGCUCCAAAUAGUAAUUAGUCUUCAAGCCUCUCGUUUGACUAAAACUGCUUAUUGGAGCUGUCAUAUACUGAAGACUUUCAUUGUGAUAAUUGAUAGGCAGGCUUAAACUGGAUAAGAUGUUGAUAGACAUUGUUAAUGUGUCCAUAUAGUAUGAGUGUCUAGACCACUUGGUUAAAGGGGAAAAUAGCUUUAUGAGAAGUGUCUAAUCAGCAAUUGCAUUUUCAAUAAUGGCUACUUUUCAGUGUCCAACAUUUACAACUAAGUAUUGACAUGGUAAAAUUGAGUACAUUUCUAUGGUAAUGGUAUUCACCUAGUUGGUUAUUUAGGACAACGUUUCAUAACUUUGUCAUCCUAUUUGAAAACAUGUGAAAAGGCCAUACAGAGGGCCAGAGUUGUGUGAUAAUCUGACGUACCCAAAAAGGCCACUAGUUGGCAUUGAUUAAAUUGCAUAAUCCUUAAUUUA
This is a messenger RNA of Oncorhynchus nerka (sockeye salmon), 2523 nucleotides long. Its product is annotated as ferritin, middle subunit-like. Gene Ontology annotation, biological process: iron ion transport; intracellular iron ion homeostasis. NCBI's taxonomy places the organism in Eukaryota, Metazoa, Chordata, Actinopteri, Salmoniformes, Salmonidae. The record is from RefSeq and is a predicted model, not a curated record. The transcript is spliced from 5 exons. The coding region runs from base 844 to 1374 and encodes 176 amino acids. Gene Ontology annotation, cellular component: cytoplasm. Gene Ontology annotation, molecular function: ferric iron binding; ferrous iron binding.